Lytechinus pictus (painted urchin) is the source of this 1982-nucleotide messenger RNA. RefSeq lists its product as uncharacterized. Gene Ontology annotation, biological process: cell-cell adhesion. Lineage: Eukaryota; Metazoa; Echinodermata; Echinoidea; Temnopleuroida; Toxopneustidae. The coding region runs from base 1 to 1908 and encodes 635 amino acids. The transcript is spliced from 7 exons. Gene Ontology annotation, molecular function: cell adhesion molecule binding. The record is from RefSeq and is a predicted model, not a curated record. Gene Ontology annotation, cellular component: cell-cell junction; plasma membrane.
AUGGCCGGGGAGCCGAAUGUGCUAACAUGUACAGCAUUGCAAGCAAGGCCUCCUGCAAUUCUCAACUGGAUUGUACCAGAUGAUCUUAUUUCCAACCAACAAGAUCAGACUGACGUCGUUAAAGGCAACAGCUACACGUCUCGGAAGGUUGUUACCAUCACGCCCUCUGCGAGUGAUCAAGGAAAGCAUAUCAGCUGCUUUGCGUCACAUCAAACACUCCAGAGUGAUCGUCAGUGUAUUGUUUACCUAAAUGUUCACGUUAUUCCCUCUAGCACGACAAUCUUUCAAUAUGAAAAUGACAAAGACCACCAGACAUCAUCAACAGUUAUUUACGUCCAAGAAGGUUCUACAGCUUUGAUCACCUGUCAAAGUAUUGGAUCACGACCGGCAGUUGAAGUGUCAUGGACCAUUGACGACCUUGGUAUUCCUCCUGGAAAUAAAAGUCUGUCAAAGACUCAAAAUCCUGUAGAUGGCAGUCUGUUUGAUACCAAAACAUCACCGGAUGAGAUCGUUAUGACUUUCCCUGCUGAAUUAAAAGAAGGGAUAAAAAUCACCGUGACCUGUAAGGCUGCCAAUGGAUACCCAGCUCCUCGCAUUUACUGGUACAUAGGAUCAAGAAAUAUGACAGGUCAUUCAUCUCUUGAUAUUAGUGAAAAUGAUGCAGGUCGAUAUGAUGCUGAAAAAACCGGAGGAUUUUGGGUGUCGAUCAACAAUGGUGAGUAUCUUCCAGUCAUUGGCGAGGAUAUUACACUGGUCUGCACGUUCACACUCCAGACCAGGAAUAGGGUGGUCAUAUGGCAGAAGGAUGGGGAAUCGCUCGCAACAUGCGAUUGUCAGGAAAAUCGGUCCUGUAGGUUUACUGUUCUAGACCAAUGGAAGUUCAGCUUGGUGGCAGACUACUCCAGUGCUAAUCUUACCAUAAAACAACUUGUUGGUGACGACGGUGGCCAUUACAGAUGUUCUGUUCGCCCAACUGCCUUUCCCCACAAUACAGUAUCAAGGAGCAUGCACGUAACACCAUUACUACCAGCUUCGCCUUCAGUUAUCAUAGUUACCGAUAGAUCAAGCCGUCUUUGCUUCGAAUACACCACUAGAACGGUAAUGGCUCGGGAGCCAAAUGUGCUAACAUGUACAGCAUCGCAAGCAAGGCCUCCUGCAAUCCUCAAGUGGAUUGUACCAGAUGAUCUUAUUUCCAACCAACAAGAUCAGACUGAUGUCGUUAAAGGCAACAGCUACACGUCUCGGAAGGUUGUUACCAUCACGCCCUCUGCGAGUGAUCAAGGAAAGAAUAUCAGCUGCUUUGCGUCACAUCAAACACUCCAGAGUGAUCGUCAGUGUAUUGUUUUCCUAAAUGUUCAUGUUCUUCCAUCAAGCACGACAAUCUUUCAAUCUGGAAAUGGCAAAGACUACCAGACAUCAUCAACAGUUAUUCACGUUCAAGAAGGUUCCUCGGCUUCGAUCAGCUGUCAAAGUAUUGGAUCACGACCGGCAGUUCAAAUGACAUGGAGAAUUGACGACCCUGAUAUUCCUCCUGGAAGUAUUAGUCUGUCGAAGACUCAAAAUCCUGAAGACGACAGUCUCUUUGAUACCGUUAGUACUUACAAGUUGCAUUUGUAUAGGAAGUAUCAAGGGUUGAUUCUCUGGUGCUUUGUAUAUCUGGGUGAAGAUUUUGUCGAACAACAGUUUGUUACAAUAUCAACCUAUGCACCACCUGAUGAGGUCGUUACGACUUUCCCUGCUGAAUUAAAAGAAGGGAUACAAGCCACCGUGAUCUGCAAGGCUGCUAAUGGGUACCCAGCUCCUCGCAUUUACUGGUAUAUAGGUUCAAGAAAUAUGACAGGUCAUUCAUCCCUGAAUAUUUUUAUAGUGAAAAUGAUGCAGGUCGAUGCGAUGCUGAAAGCACUUUGACUUUCGUGCCAAAGAGGUCGGACCAUGGGAGACAUCUCCUGUGCCUGGCAGUUCUACCUACAUUAUCCACCACU